Carassius gibelio (silver crucian carp) is the source of this 1464-nucleotide messenger RNA. Its product is annotated as neuropeptide B-like. Gene Ontology annotation, molecular function: G protein-coupled receptor binding. The record is from RefSeq and is a predicted model, not a curated record. The coding region runs from base 195 to 593 and encodes 132 amino acids. Lineage: Eukaryota; Metazoa; Chordata; Actinopteri; Cypriniformes; Cyprinidae. The transcript has 2 exons. Gene Ontology annotation, biological process: feeding behavior; G protein-coupled receptor signaling pathway.
CUCCCCAGCCGUCUCCAAACGCGCUAAGACGCGCCAAUCAAUCCUAUUGGCCGGAAAUAUGAAUCAUCUAGUGGGGAAUGACGAACGAGAUCACGACUCCGAGGGGUCUAUAUAAAGUCCAGAUGUGGAGAACAUCAAUCCAAAAUCUACGAGGCAUCACAGAUCACAACACGCGCGAUUAGGUGAAGUUAACAAUGGAGAGGUCCGUCAGAUCCGUGCUGGUGUUCGUGGCUGUUUCCAUCCUCGUCUCCAGCCAUCCGACAGACGCCUGGUACAAGCAGUCCACCGGCCCGAGCUACUACUCCGUCGGGAGAGCCUCGGGUCUGCUGUCCGGGAUCCGGAGGUCACCGUAUAUGCGCAGAUCUGAGACAGAAUCAGCGCAGGACAGCAGCGAGACACCCGGAGAAUCCAACAGCGUGACGCCCGACUUCAGCAGCAGACAAACACCUGUCCUCAAAAACAUGGACAUUUGCGUAAAGGACAUUUCUCCAAACCUACAAAGCUGCGAGCUGCUUCAGGACGGUUCGAGCACAUUUCGGUGCAAAGCAGACGUGUUUCUGUCGCUCGAUUCGCUGGACUGCUUCUCCUCCUGAGCUGAAACCGUCUCUCUCUUUCUCUCUCUCUCUCUGUCUCUCUCCAGACCCGAACAUCUCUUCAGUUUCAGGAGUAUUCACAGCCGAGGCGCGCUGCUGACGGUGAAUGUUUACUAGAUUUACAUCCGGGAUGUUCAGCGCUGCUCUUAAAGAUAUGCUUCUCUGCAAAGUUUAGUUCUGUAUCAAUAAUAACCAAUUUCAUUAUGAGUGAUUUUGUAAAUACAUCCAACUUAUUAACGUCUGUGAAUGUGUGAGACUUUCUAUUAAUUAGUCGCUGUAAAGGUAAAUACCAGGAACGGGAAGAAUAAAAAAAAUGCUGUAAACAGGAAAAUGUUUUGCGAUACAAACCCAUAUGUUUAUAAUUACAAUAUAUUGCAUUAAAAAUAUGAUAAGAAAUGCAAGUUAAGCAUCAUAAGUUGUUGUACCGUUCAAAAAUAACCGGAAAUUGCCACGCCCACUCUUACGUAGGAUAUAAAUAAGUUGGACAUGGUUUUGAUAUAUACAAAAACUCAAGAGAAAUUGGGCAUCGCGACAUUAAAUUUUGCAGUUAAGAGAUUGGUAAAAGUUUAGUAUAUUGGAAAUGCCCGAUAAGAGAAGUCAAACCGGAUUCAAGUCACUUCCAGUGUGAACACGAUUAGUUUCAGCUAUAUUUUGCAGGAAAACAAACCUCAGAGAGCUGUUUUGAGCAACCCUGGAUCACACAAUGUGGAGUUUGCAGCUUUAAAUUUAUAAGUGGAAAAAUAGAAAAUCCACAGAAACAAAAUGGUGGUAUUUUCAGUUCUCUUCUAUGCGCGCCUGUGUCCUGUACCUACUUUCAGAUGUAUUAAAUGUUCAUAAAAAGAGCUCACUGUUAUGAGCAAAAACUUUCGAA